GGAUUAUCUUUCAAACCUCCUGCGUUGGGACACCGCAACAGAAUGGGCGGGUCGAACGCAAGCAUCAACACAUUCUCAAUGUGGCGAGGGCUUUACGGUUUCAGGCUAAUUUGCCUAUUUCUUUUUGGGGUGAGUGUGUCCUCACUGCCGCCUAUUUGAUUAACCGCACACCGUUGUCUGUACUUCAUUUUAAAACGCCUUAUGAUAUUCUUUUUGGUCAACCACCUUGCUAUGACCAGUUGCGCACCUUUGGAUGUCUUUGCUAUGCCUAUAAUUUGAAAUCUAAAACUGAUAAAUUCGGUAGUCGCAGCCGCAAGUGUGUUUUUGUUGGGUAUGUUUUUGGCAAAAAGGGAUGGCAUGUUUUUGACUUGGAUACACAUGAAUACUUUGUAUCCCGUGAUGUUAAAUUUCUUGAAGACCAAUUUCCUUUUGCGGAUUCGCCACCCCCUUUGGCCUCGGAUUCAGACGAACUUAGUGCCUCUCCUCCGAUUUUGCCAGCAACGUAUGAUGAUGUAUUAGAUGUGGCCUCCCCAGCCACGAAUGUUCCUCCCGUGGACACGAUCCCGGUUGAUGUUCCUCCUGUUACUACCUCGGUUGAUGUACCACCAGAUAUGUUGUCUCAUGUGGAAGAAAAUAUCCCUUUGGGUCGCGGUUUGCGUGCUAAGCAGUCUUCGGUCCGUCUGAAGGACUAUGUUACUCAUACAGUUAUUCGACAGAAUCCCAUUUCUCCCUCUCCGACUCCAUCAGCUUCCGCAGCUGUCUCCUCACACACAGAGCCUCAAUCUUUUCGUGAGGCGGUUAAGCAUCCCGAAUGGCGUGAAGCCAUGCAGGCAGAAAUUCAAGCUCUUGAAAAAAAUUCUACAUGGACCCUCACUCCUCUCCCUUCCGGAAAGCGGGCUUUAGGAUGUAGGUGGGUCUACAAAAUUAAAUAUCAUGCCGAUGGACGUGUGGAGCGUCAUAAGGCCCGAUUGGUUAUCUUUGGCAACCGCCAGGUUGCCGGGCUGGAUUAUACUGAAACUUUUGCUCCAGUUGCUAAAAUGGUGACUGUGCGUGCAUUCUUAGCUGUUGCUGCUUCUAAAAACUGGGAAUUACAUCAGUUGGAUGUUCACAAUGCCUUUCUUCAUGGGGAUCUUCAUGAAGAGGUGUACAUGACUUUACCUCCAGGCUAUUCUACUCCUGAUCCUACCUUGGUCUGUCGUCUUAAAAAAUCUUUGUAUGGCCUUAAGCAGGCACCCAGGUGUUGGUUUGCCAAACUUGUUAGUGCUUUACAACGUUAUGGUUUCACUCAGUCUUUUGCAGAUUAUUCUCUUUUUACACGUGCUACUGACUCUGUUCAGUUGAACGUCUUGGUGUAUGUGGACGACCUUAUUAUUUCUGGCAAUGAUUCAGUGGCCAUUAAUUCUUUUAAAUCUUAUCUCAGUGACUGUUUCCAUAUGAAAGAUCUGGGGAAACUGAAAUAUUUUCUUGGCAUUGAAGUUGCUCGGAGUUCUUCUGGGUUAUUUCUCACUCAGCGCAAAUAUGCACUAGAUAUUAUUACUGAGGCUGGUCUUCUUGGCGCUAAACCUGCGGCUUUCCCUAUUGAACAAAAUCAUAAUCUUGCUCACACCUCAGGUCCUUCUCUCACGGAUCCUGAACCAUAUCGUCGCCUGGUGGGACGCCUCAUUUAUCUGGCUGUUACCCGUCCAGACUUGACUUAUGCGGUUCAUAUUUUAUCUCAAUUUCUUCACAGCCCACGUCUAGAUCAUUGGCAUGCUGCUCUGCGGGUUGUUCGAUACCUAAAAGGUUCCCCAGGUCAGGGAAUUUUGCUUCGGGCUGAUAGUGAUCUUACUCUUACCGGAUGGUGUGAUUCCGAUUGGGCCGCCUGCCCCCUUACUCGGAAAUCCGUAUCUGGUUGGCUGGUUUUUCUUGGACACUCUCCGGUUUCUUGGAAAACUAAAAAGCAAACAACC
This is a messenger RNA of Cuscuta europaea, 1949 nucleotides long. The record is from the annotation of a GenBank genome assembly. Lineage: Eukaryota; Viridiplantae; Streptophyta; Magnoliopsida; Solanales; Convolvulaceae.